UAGUAGUAGUAGUAGUAGUAGUAGUAGUAGUAGUAGUAGUAGUAGUAGUAAAGAGAGAGCGAGAGACAGAGAGAGCCAGUGAGAGGCGUGUGACGAGGCGACAGUCAGUCGAAGAGCGCGAGAGAACGAGUCACAGAGAGAGAGGGCACGAGAGUGGGAGAGAGAGAGAGAGAGAGAAUGAGAGAGAGAGAAAGGUGGAGGGAAGAUAGAGGGAGGGAUGGAGAGAGAGAGAGAGAUGAAAGGAAGGAUCGCGGAGGGAAGCAGGAAGAGAAAAACCAGUGAUGGAGUAGAGAGAAGGAAAGAGAAUGAGAGAGGAGGAGAGACUGAAAGCCAAAGCGAAUGAAAAAGUUCUCAAACGCAACUAUACAAGUUGAGAAAUCGUGGUUAUGUUUCAUAUAUGUCGAAAUAACAGAAUGAAGAAGUGCAACAAUAUUAAGAGCGGAUGCACAUAUUCUGCAUCAUAUGUUUUUUGACACAAUUCUACAACCGCCGCUGCCACCGUGCUCCUCCUGUUGUUGUUGUUGCUGCUGGUGUUGCAUGUUGCUUUUAUGUCUCCACAAUCUAGGUGGUAUGAUCGAAAAUGGAACCCAGUAACAACCUCCUUGCCCACUCGAGCUUACCAUUUUAUCCCGCCAUCACUACAAGCAUGUCUGCAGGAAUACUGACUGCGAGUACGGGAGGACAGGAAACCGCUUCCAGAUCGGCGCUGUCCGGUCAAAAUGCCUGGGGCACGUACGGAAAUGAAGCCAGCUUAGUUCCACAUAACUCGUGUUCCAUGUCAUCUUAUUCCAAUUUGCAGCUGGGUGCCACGUUCCCGAUGAAUAGUAAACCCUCGUACACAACAUUCGGAACAAGUGCAGAAUAUUUAACAAACUGUAGACAGAUGCAACUCAACCAACUGGGUACAUUGAAUGCAAUGCCCAUGAGAAAUUAUCCGAUAUACGGUGACGUAUAUCAACCUGGACAUGCGGCCAGUUACACAAACGGUGGAUUUUACCCCGAUGUUACACCCGGAAUAACAGCCAUAUCGGGUAGAGAACACGAAUGUCGGAACGGGCCGACAGACUCCACAGGGCAAGAAACGAAAGGUCGGAAGAAACGCAAACCUUACACACGAUAUCAGACGAUGGUAUUAGAAAAUGAAUUCUUAAACAGUUCUUACAUAACGCGCCAAAAACGGUGGGAAAUUUCCUGUAAGUUACAAUUGACUGAAAGGCAAGUAAAAGUCUGGUUUCAAAACAGACGCAUGAAACGUAAGAAGCUCAAUGAGCGUGCGAAAGCGCGGUUACGUGAAGACCAGGAGAACAAGGACCAAGCGUAAAGAUAUUUUUUUGGCGGCGGGGGGAGUCACAAACGAACAUCGAUGACAUUAUUGAAAGUUCUUACAAAACAAAGAGGAACUUUCUAAUGUCACAUAUUCCAAAUUUUUUGCAAUGAUCAAUUUCUGGCACGAAUAUAAUUUUAUGUGUGGAUUCCUUGCAGAAAAAUUUACGAUUCCAAGCAUGAGAAGGAAUUAAGGAUGAAAUGACACCAACAAAGGAUCUUAACGGAUAAACAGAGUGUAAGAAAAGUGUGCAAGAGUGGUAGUAAGGGGAGGCGAGUGAGAAAAAUAUAU
Molecule: messenger RNA, 1615 nt
Organism: Octopus bimaculoides (California two-spot octopus)
Lineage: Eukaryota; Metazoa; Mollusca; Cephalopoda; Octopoda; Octopodidae
Source: RefSeq, a predicted model, not a curated record